ACUCAACUACAGGCCAGGGAAAAUUGGGACAAGAUCAGAUAUAGAAAAGUGUAUUUGUAUAAGUAUGUGUGUAUUUGUUUGGGUUUGCAUGCAAGAGAAAGUGUCUGUGCUUUGUAAAAGGCAUGCACCUACAACCAGAAGAACCGAACAGCCACUGUGGAAUGCAAACUUUGCGCUCAGUUUGCUAUCCCAGUCUUAUCUUCCCUCACAUUUCACAAUCUAGGCUAUGUGGUUACAGCUAUAUACUGGUUAGCAGGCUCAGCACAAAAGACAGUAUGCAUGUCUGAGAAGGCUUUUUGUUCCACUUUCAUCUUAUGUUUGUUCAAGAAUGGGAAAAUAUAAUCAUAUUUAAAAGCAUUGCUAUUCUGCAUUCACUAACUGUGUCAAUAUGUUGUAAAAUACAGCAUUUUGCAGAAAUGAAUCCAAACCUCCUACAAGGUUUUGUCCAUAAUUUGUACAGCUAGUUAAUGUCACCAUCACCCAGUGUUUCAUAAGUUGCUGGAUUUUUCUGAAGUGAAAGGAGAACUUGGGCAAGACUGAAACUGAGUUAAGCAAGAGCUUUUCAUUUAGAAGAAACACCUGUGAGUUUGUCUGUUACAAUGUACACUGUGAAUGCAGCAUUUCAGUGGGAAUAAAGAAAUACACCUUUUAACUCAGAGGUAAAUCACAACACUAUUAAACACAUCUCAUAAAUAGAGGCUAAAGAAAUCAUGAUUUGAAAGAAUGCAUUAAACUGUGCUUUGAGAUUUAGCAUUGAGUGUCCAUGUGUUUGUAAUCUUAAGUAGUGUUCUGAUUUUUUAGUGGAGAAUUUGUGAUUUUAAUAACAAACAUAUUUGGGAGUAUAUGUUCUGUAAUGCAGGAUACUGAUCACUGAUAUUUUCAUUUGAGGGCGAGAGAGAUGUUAUUAGAGCAUUGCUGUGACAUGCUUUCUGGUUGCAGUUAUGUGCACUUGCUUGCAUGAAUCAGAUACAUAUUCUAUAUAACAGCUGGAAAAACACACGUGAUGUGGCUUACAGUUAUUAAAUCUUUAUUUUAAUGAAGAUAAUAAAGAUAGGGAGAUGCAGCUCAUUUUCCUAAUGACAUGACAUAUCUCUUAACUGGAUGCACCAAGCACAAACACAAACCAUACAAAUAUUAGUUUACUAUUCAGAAACUAUGAAACAUAAUGAAGCAGACGUCUAAAAUAAAUUUAAGGGACAUAUUAAAAUGUUGUUGCAUCAAAUAGUGGCCAUAUGCAAAACUAUCAGGAGCUGUGUAGAAACCCCAAAAUCUGAUUAUAUCAUUGAUUCGUAUUAGUGAAUUGGGAAUUUUAGCCAACAUAGUUUUGCAUGUCAGGAAUAUGUUUGCAAAUGUGUAUAAAUGGAAAGUGAACCUGUGACCUCUUCUCUACCAGUAACCGCAAACACUGUCUCAGUUGUUGUAGCAGGUGCUAGUAGCUGUUUUGAGAAAGAGAAAAACUGAAGUGUCUAAAACACCAGAUUAGUCACUACAAUCCCAAACUUGAGCCUUGAUUGAUAAGAUUCUUAUCUCAUUCCUAUCCCAUUUGUAUGGCUGGCAUUGAUACUUUUCAGCAUGUCUCCUUCACACAUGCACAGGCCCGCCAUUGUCAAGGUUGGCCUCGGUGACUGAAGCACCAUUACCUCUCAAAUCUAAUCAGAUUCCCUUAAGUGGAUAACAAGCGUGUCUCCGGCAUUUACAGUAGUGAGAAAGCUGAAGUAAAACCAGGACAAACCGCUGUCACACAAAGCAGAUGUGGUGUUUAGCAGUCAUGGCAUCCCUCCUGCUAUCCGUAGUGGAAAAAAAUGUUGAUUCGCUAACAACUGCCAUCUUGUUUGGCUUGGAGAAGUCAGAUAAGAGCUCUCAGUCUCUACUGACAAGUUGAGUAUUGUGAUGAGACGUUCUUAGCUUGGUGGAUGAGUGGUGAAUAAGGGCAACUAGUCUAGCUGACGAGGAGAAUUUAAAUCUGAGUUUUAUUGUAAAGUCCAAUUCCAAAUUGCCACAGCUAGAAGUGAGUGUUGUGUUGGUAACCCAUAAAUAACUAUAAUUGUUGCUAAAAGUCUCAAAACAUAAUAGACUACUUGCUAGCGAGCAACUCAUUUAAUCAAUUCCAGAAAUUCUUUCUGUGAGACUUGAGAAGAAAUGACACAUUGUUUCUCAUAAAAAUAUAUAUAUAUUAAAGUUGAAAUCACAAGCGCUCUAAAGCACUGUUGCUCAAUUGAGUUCCCUCAGGAGUUUUGUUGCUACAGCCUUAUUUGAUCUGGUAUGAUCAGUUGCUACCUUGACUUUACUUAACCAACGUUGGCUUGGUUCAGUAAAGUCAAGGUAAAGAGUGAGUUAGCUGACUUUAUGAUUCUUCUCCACUUGUGCUACUGUUACUGUGGCUACUGUUUAGCACUGACCAUUAUCCAGUAACUGUCACUAGCAGAAGUUACAGUUAUAGUCUUGCUUUCGAUGCUUUCAUUCUCUGUAAUUUUACUUCAUAGAUGACACUUGUUUUUGGGGUUAUUGUAAUGUUUUAUUAAAGUGACCUUAUUAAUAUGGGACCAGAGAGAAGAGAAUGUAUUUGUCUUCAAUAUCACAUUACUUUUAACCAAUCAGUUAUUCAUGUUAAGUAACAUGGCAUGGUCACCAAGUAAGCCUGCAAAAAGUACUAAACCAGCAUUGUUGCUUAUCUGACUUUCUUCUACUUCCAGUUGAUUAGCAGAGGUCAUAGAAAAAAGUAUCCAUGUAGUUAUAAAAGUUAUAAAGUACAGGCAAGCCCAUAGAGCAUGUUAUUUUGACCAGUGAACAAAAUAAUUUAAAGAGGAAGUUCAAAAGAAUCUGGAUAAAAGAAACAGACAAAGUGACCAUCUACAACUAACAUGACUAACAGGAUAUUAAAACUGCUAACAAUACAUGUAUUAUUAUUAUUAAGUAUACCUAAAAAUACUCUACAGGCCAUAAACUAAUAACAGUGAGCUUCUUUGUUACUCCAGACCAGUAAGUGAACUAAAUAUUUUUAUGUGAAAUGUCCCGUCUGAAAAUAGCCCUAGACCUACAGUAAUAAAAACCUCAAAAUAGCUUUAUUGCAGUUAUUGUUUGGGGACUGAUAAUACUAAACUGUCUACACUGAAACCAGUGAAUGAAUGGUUAAAAAUGGCAUUAGAUGAGUUAUUUAAAACCCCCAUUGGGGAACAAGGGUCACUUGUGCUGCUACAACCCCUGGAGCAGGCAGCAGAGGGCAUUGGGAGCUGACCACUGAUUGGUCAGUCAGACAGAAAAGGGCGGUCCAAAUGAAUUAGUGAUACACACUAAAGGCAGAUAUCCUGCAGUGAUCAAACCAUGGGUGAUCUGACAGACCGGUGUUUGAAGUGAUUAUCAUGCUACGCAACAUAAAGGCUUACGCCCAGCUUUGGGCCUAAUGAAUUCACUUAGGGCCCUUUAGAAGACAUUUGUAGGGGACUGGAAAGUUCAGACACUUACUGAGAAGUCAGCAGAAGAACAGGAUAGCAGCAGUAGACCUGGAUCCCUAAAGCUGACCUGCUGCUACACCAAAACAAGCCAGUCUGAAGAUUAUCUGCUCUUCUGAGAAUGCCACACUUAAGUGACUGCAGUUACUACAUGAUGCUGGACGCAACCAGAGCUUCAAAUGUACACAGCCACCUGGAGAACUCCAAGUUCCACCUCCACCAGACCCAGAAUCAGCAGGUCAAGCAGUACCUGACACUGGGCUCCAAGCUGGCCUCUUCGGCCGGGCAGGGCCACACCAUUCCGCAUCCACACACCCCUGGCCAGCUGGCCACCGUGCCGGUCAUGAGGAACGGACACAUGCCCUCUGUCAGCGACAGCAGUAACCCCAACAGCCCCGUUACCCUGCUCACUAUGGCCAAUCACGACAGCGAGUUUCCAAUGGAUGAAGUUAUUGAUGACCUAAUUAGUCUUGAAUCCGGUUUCAAUGAUGGAGGCUUGGAUUGCAUGGAGCCUAACAUGAUAAUGCAAAGCAAUGUGUCCCUCAGUGGCAGCAUGCUGGACGUCUAUGGGGGUGAACAAGGUAUGAACGCCCCUAAUGGUGGAAUGAGUCCCACAUCUAACCCCACAAAGCUCACUGUAAAAAGGGAAUACACAGAACACGACACAAGGGUGAUGGCCAAAGAGAGACAGAAAAAGGACAACCAUAAUUUGAUUGAAAGAAGGCGAAGAUACAACAUCAACUACAGGAUUAAGGAACUGGGGACACUAAUACCAAAGUCAAAUGACCCUGACAUGCGCUGGAACAAAGGCACUAUCCUGAAGGCCUCGGUGGAGUACAUAAGGUGGCUGCAGAAGGAGCAGCAGCACGCUCGGGAGCUGGAGAGCCGUCAGAAGAAGCUGGAGCAAGCAAAUAGGAGACUGCUUCUGAGGAUCCAGGAGCUUGAGAUCCAGGCACGAGCACAUGGCCUCCCAAACAUGGCUACAGCCUUGGGGACAACUGAACUAUCCACCCAUCUCCUCAAACAACAACAACAGCAGCAGCAGCAACAGCAGCAGCAGCAGUCAUCUCCCCAGACCCAGCAACCCCAGCAGCCGCCCCUCUACCAAGAAGAUCCCAACAGCGACUACCUGCAAAGGAUAGCCGUGGUGGCCGGUGUGCCGUCCAUCCCCACUGCCAGCGGGCCGCAGGACCACAUUGGUGCAGACGGCUGCACCACAUUCUCCGACCCGCUGUCCCACUUCACAGACUUCUUCAGCGCUACCCUCAAGGAGGAGCAUCGGCUGGACGAAAUUCUGAUGGAUGACCCACUAUCGCCCUUUGGCACCGACCCCCUCCUCUCAGCCAGCUCACCUGGAGCCGCAUCCAAGGACAGCAGCCGCAGGAGCAGCUUCAGCUCUGCUGAGGGUGACGACCUAUAAGGAUGCCCUCUUCAGCUACACACUCUUGUUAUCUCCUCAUGACAAUACAGUUGUAAACCCCACUGGUAAAGGACAUACACAGAGCCUUUGAAAGACUGAUGGCGCAACUUGCAGGGUUGCAAAUAAUUUAAAUGACUUACACACCUGACAGUGCCCCCUCAAAGUGCCACCUGUACAUAGAGUGUGUAGUUUGAUCAGGUGGGUGUUCGAGCUGGAAUGGCCCAAAAGCUUGCAUUCUCCAGAGCUCAGCGGGAUCAGGAAGAGCUCGUGGACCUCCUGCUUCUCCACCUGCUCUUUUUCACUUUUCUAUAGACAAUCAAUAUGUUUUGCGGCCUCCCGGACAGAGCAGAAACAGACCUGCAAGAAAAAGGGAGACAUUUAUCAGCGUUUAAGUACAUUAUGUAUAUGACCACUGUUGUUCUACUGUUGUUUUGUUGUUUUAUGGGGGGGGGGGGGUGUAAACACUGUGGUAGCUUUACACUGCAACGUAUGCAAAAUAAUCACUGAAAACCUGCCAAAGCUGUCCUUUUUUUACUACUUCACAAAAGGAUGUGAGGAUGCGUGCCUUAUUCAGACUCUCAUUUUUGUCUUUAAAAAGAUGAACAUGUAACUGAUAUACUCACCGCAAUGCCUAACAUGUUGUUUGUCUUGUUUAUGUAUUUAUAUGUUUUAAUCCAUGUAUUCAUAAAAAAUAUAUAUAUAUAUAUUAUUAUUAUUAUCUAACAUGUUACCUUUUUUAUUCUUAGUAGGGGUGGGACAAAUAUAAUAAACCCCUUUUUUUGAUAUACCCGA
Molecule: messenger RNA, 5661 nt
Organism: Micropterus salmoides (largemouth bass)
Lineage: Eukaryota; Metazoa; Chordata; Actinopteri; Centrarchiformes; Centrarchidae
Gene: tfec
Product: transcription factor EC
Exons: 8
Coding region: 3571-4869 (432 amino acids)
Biological process (GO): regulation of transcription by RNA polymerase II
Cellular component (GO): nucleus
Molecular function (GO): protein dimerization activity; RNA polymerase II cis-regulatory region sequence-specific DNA binding; DNA-binding transcription factor activity, RNA polymerase II-specific
Source: RefSeq, a predicted model, not a curated record